This is a messenger RNA of Culex pipiens pallens (northern house mosquito), 1588 nucleotides long. It is a transcript of the gene RNF220, whose product is annotated as E3 ubiquitin-protein ligase RNF220. Gene Ontology annotation, molecular function: metal ion binding; ubiquitin protein ligase activity. The record is from RefSeq and is a predicted model, not a curated record. The transcript has 2 exons. Gene Ontology annotation, biological process: protein ubiquitination. The coding region runs from base 130 to 1278 and encodes 382 amino acids. NCBI's taxonomy places the organism in Eukaryota, Metazoa, Arthropoda, Insecta, Diptera, Culicidae.
AACAAAACAAUUUUCGUUCCGGCCAAGCGGCUCUCCGUAAAAUUUCAAAGGUUUCCCUCGACAUCCCGUGUUAGAUUCUGAGCCUGCGUCCACAAAACUUGCGCAGCUCACUCGAUGAGUUAACUCGGGAUGGAUCACGACGGCGAACCGGCAGCGGAGGCCGGUUUCUCCCGGCAACGGAAGCAAACGUCGGACCCGCUUUGCUGUCCGAUUUGCGGCGUAACGCUGCGGUCCAGCGAGAUCGAUCAGCACUUUGCGCUGGAGGUGGACCGGUUGGACAAGAUUUUGAAGCCGAAGCAGAAUUUGUCGGGCCAGUGUUUUGGGGGUGGACCGUCGUCGUCGGUGGCGGUGGUUCCGGGAACUAGCAGUGGGUUGUCGAAUGGACACGCCGAGAAUGGGGAAUCGUCGACGGUGGUCAAUCCGGAUGAGUGCUGGGGGACGUAUCAGAAGAUUAAGAACAACAGACAGGCCAGGUUGAAGAUGAAAUCUCGCAAGCGCAAACCCGAGGACAACAUCUGUCCAAUUUGUAAUAAAACGGUUCUGGAAGAACUAACUGUCCACGUGGACGCUUGCCUCCGCAAGUCCGAGACAAAUGGAAGCAACGGUGGGACCACUUCCAGAGGAACCGAUUCCGACGAUGACGACGCCAGCAUCGACGUCGAGGGCGGCGAAAACUUCGAAGUCUACGAAUGGGCUGGCCAAACCCGCGUCCGCACGACCAGUUCCCUGCACCAGAGUGGUUCCUUCGCAAGCACCACGGUCCGCGUGACGAACGCCGACGACACGGACGACGAGCUGAACGUGGACGGGGACGAAACGCAAAUCUAUGGUCCACCACAAUACUCCGAGCGGGACAUAAUCUACCCGAUCGCGGAAAACCGGUACAAAGAUUCGUACCUGCGCGGCCUAGUCAUGGCCAACGAACCGGCUUCGCUCCAACGGCGCUCGGACAAUUCCGCCGCCGGAGAAGGUUCCAGCCGAGCCCACCAACCCCUUCAGCAGCAGCAGCAGCCAACGCCACCCCGCGCCGAAAAUGGUCAACACGCCGACCAGAUCAUCGAAUCGCUCAAAUCGAAGGUCCGCGAGUACGAGGGCUUCAUCCAGAACCGGCCCAAGUGUCUCAUCUGUAUGGACGACUUCCGCAAACCGGUGGUAAGUAUCUGCUGCUGGCACGUUUACUGCGAAGAGUGCUGGCUGCACACGCUCGGCGCAAAAAAGCUCUGCCCCCAGUGCAGUAUGAUUACGUCGCCGACGGAUCUGAGACGGAUUUAUCUCUAAAAACACGCAACAACACGCGCGCAAAACAGUGAUUCUCGAAUACAGGUUCAAAAUCGUUUAAUGCGGAUAAAGGUUAAAACUAGCAAACACACACACACGCAAGACAAUAAUCUCCCCCUUUAAAAAGUAUGUGACAAUGAUGAUAAUAUGGAAAGCAGCAUGAAUAAUUCACCUACCAGCCAACAUUCCAUCGUGAAAUCGUUUAUGUUUUGUAUAUCGGAUGUUCUACAAAAGUCUACAUUUUUGCUCCAAUUCGGACGUAUUUUGUGUAUUUUUUAAUUAUUUAAAUAAACUUUUAUAUGUACCCAAA